This is a messenger RNA of Laetiporus sulphureus 93-53, 1569 nucleotides long. RefSeq lists its product as uncharacterized. The coding region runs from base 1 to 1569 and encodes 522 amino acids. The transcript is spliced from 5 exons. Lineage: Eukaryota; Fungi; Basidiomycota; Agaricomycetes; Polyporales; Laetiporaceae. The record is from RefSeq and is a predicted model, not a curated record.
AUGUUCCAGAUGGUCAUAUUCGAUACCUCACCGAUGAGAAGGGCUACCCAGGCUGCAAUAUUAGAUGCAAUCAGAAGUUUUCAGGACGAUGACCGUAUCAGGACUGGAGAUGCUCUCUUCAUAUUUUUUGCCGGCCAUGGUGGAGAGACUGAAUCUCCGAUAGUAACUUCCGUAUCGUCAACCAUUCCUCUGCAUCUGGAUGAGGGUAUCUGGGCAGAUGGAGAAGACUCCUCAAAUCGAGGAACUGAGUUUGUUGCGGGCUUUGCAAAUGCAGGGCUCCGAUCACACGUUCUCAUUUCCGCUUGCAGUUCACGAGAAGUGGCUAUGGAAGAGAACGGGCGAGGAAUCUUCACUUCCGCUCUCCUCGAAAUACUUUCAGCAUUCGGGGUGGACCAACUUACAUACAGCGAAAUACCUCAGCGCAUACCCGCAUUACCAGGACAAAACCCGCAAUGUGAAGGCGUCAAUCAGAAUCGCAUAUUGUUCAAUGUGAAGGUCGCUCGUAGGUCUGGUACCUCAUAUAUUAUGGCUGCAGGUGCAGCACGUGGCAUCACCGACGGGGCCAUGUUUGCAUUUUAUCAGAAUGCCAGUAUAGACAAAUGCACGCCGCCGUUGGGCACAUUAUCUGUGCGGAAGGCAAACACAUUUGAAAGUGUGCUCGACAUUUUGUCUGGCUGUCUAUUGGCACAUGCGCUCGCACAGUCAGGAGUUGUAUUGCAAGUCAAGGCCAGAGUGGCGGAGGAGCUACGGAUCUGUAUUGCUUCCAAAAAGGAACUACACGAUGUGUUCAAAGCCGUUGCUGAAGAAAUGGAGUCUGAGACAUCACCAUAUAGCAAGAUCAUCCUCGUGGAUGCGAGCUUGGCACUAUUAAAAGCCGAUCUCCAAAAUGGUUCUGUCGUUUUUGACAAUCUCGACCCCUUAGUUGCUCGCUACAAGCCUACCAGGUUGUCCUUCAAUGUCAGCGCAGAUGCAGACACUGUCUGCCCUGUCCUUCGUAGUGCUGCACAUUACUUCUGGCACCUCAGACGCACCAACACGCAGGCUGCUCUACGCCACGACGUUCUCGUAGAAUUCACCGAACUCACAUUUCCUGAUGAUGACCUACUUGCAGACGCCCGGCCUUGCAGACCCAACCUGAACGUCGAUGGUGUAGUUGAACUCAUCGUCGAUGAGGACACAAAGUAUGGCAUAAGGAUCGUGAAUGGUACCAAUCUGCCAUUGUAUCCAGCGCUAUUUUUCUUUGAGAGCACCAAUCUGAAAAUAGAAUCCUACUAUCAACCUCCAACUGCGGGACAAUUUACAGUCGAUCCUCCCUUGGAACCCCAUGGGUCCCUAACGAUUGGCUACGGAUCAAGCGGCUCUAUUCCGUUCAAUUACUACUUGGCAGAAGGAGAAGAUUGGGAUGUCGGGUUCCUGAAACUUUUUCUUUCAACAGAACCAGUAGAUUUCUCGAACAUACCCCAGCCAUGUCCAGUUGACGAAGAUUUUCGUGGAGCGGCAUUGGUAAAGACGAAGAUGAACUCGGUAUGGGACACCAUGUUACUUACUGUCAUCCAGAGGAGAGCCUAA